Molecule: messenger RNA, 1635 nt
Organism: Diaporthe citri
Lineage: Eukaryota; Fungi; Ascomycota; Sordariomycetes; Diaporthales; Diaporthaceae
Exons: 2
Coding region: 1-1635 (544 amino acids)
Biological process (GO): transmembrane transport
Molecular function (GO): transmembrane transporter activity
Source: RefSeq, a predicted model, not a curated record
AUGAGUCCGGAGCAUAAGGACCCCGUGGCGCUGAACGACGAGGCUGACGAGGCUCUUGGCACGGCAGGCCGUCGCAGAAAGCCAUUGUCUUUCUACAUGGCGUUUCUGUGCCUUUUAAUCAUGGUGUUUCUCUGUUCUAUGGACUCGACCAUCAUGGCGGUCUCGAUACCAAUCAUCACCGAAGAAUUGGGCGGUACUACCUUUCAGGCCUUCUGGGCUAACCUCGCCUUCACCCUCACGGUCGUCAUCAGCCUGCCUAUAUACGCCAGCGCAUCGGAUGUCCUCGGCCGUAUAAUCCCACUGUACACAUGCUACGUGCUGUUCUUGGUGGGAUCCGUCGUCUUCGCCACCGCAAAUUCCAUGGCGGUAGUCAUCAUUGGCCGUCUGAUCCAGGGGCUGGGUGGCGGCGGUCUCGAUGUCCUCAACGAGAUACUGAUUGUGGAUAUCACGACGCUCAAAGAAAGACCGCUGUAUAUGGGUCUGAUGGCUGUUCCCAUGGCUCUGGGUACCAUCGCCGGGCCGAUAGUAGGUGCAGCGUUCAGCGAGUACAUCAGCUGGCGAUGGCUUGGCUGGAUCAAUGUGCCCCUGCUCGGGGUCGACGUUGUCCUUGCAGCCCUUUUUCUACGCCUGAAGGCUCUCGAUGAGCCUCUUUCCACGAGAUUUACUCGGCUCGACUGGAUAGGGAGCCUCAUAUUCACUAUUGGAGCUACUGCUUUUGUCCUCCCGCUCAGUUGGGCGGGAAAUCUCUAUCCUUGGUCCUCAUGGAAGACAAUCGUGCCCCUGGUCAUCGGGCUGCUCGUCCUUCUUGUCUUUGCCGCUUACGAGGCCAAGCCGGACGCGCCGUUAUUUCCACACCGCAUGUUCAAGUCUCGAACGUCGCUCAUGACCCUUCUCAGCGGCACAAUACAUGGCCUGAUAAUCUAUCCUGCCACCACAUACCUGCCCCUAUUCUUCCAAGCUGUGAAGCUGCAGUCACCCCUUCAAUCUGCGGUGUCUCUACUGCCAUCAUGCUGCGGAGUGGUGGGAUUUGCGCUGCUGUCUGGGGUCGCCGUGGAGGUCAGCCGUCGGUAUCUGUGGCAAUUCUGGGCUUCCUGGAUCACAAUCGCUAUCGGAAUUGGUAUCAUUUCGAUAUUCGACGGGGGCUCUUCCGUAGCAGAGACGGCUGGGUUCCAGAUCAUCUCUGGCGUUGGCCUUGGUGCCCUGUGGACAGUGCCGGCGCUUUCCAUGCAGGCAAGUGCCGCGAACGUCGAGGACCAAGCCCUGGCAGUCGGUAUACUGGUGGCUUUCCGCCUUUUUGGUGCUCUCAUAGGCCUUGCGAUUGCGUCUACCGUGUUCGCCAGUAUCUUUGAGCAGUCCAUUGCUGCUCUCCAGCCUCUACCAGCCGCCGCCGCGGCACUGGACCAGGCAAGUCAAGCAAUUGGAUUCAUUCCUGGCUUGAAGGGCCUUGAUGACCCAUCAGAUGUUCUCUCUGGCAUUAUCAAGGUGUAUCGAGAAUCUUUCCAGGUGGUAUGGUAUGUCAUGGCCGGAUUCGCCUGUGUUGGCUUCUUUUCGAGCUUGUUCAUCAAGGAAAAGUCGAUAGAAACCGAAGAGACAGGCAAGCAACAUUUGCAAACAAGGGAGAAAAGUAGAAUUUAA